AGGUGUGCUCUUGUGCGCAGGUGUACCUGUGGUUUAAAAUCAAGGUCUCUGCAGACGUUUGUCAAGUCAGAGAUGUUUUGUGAGAAAGCUAGUCCCGCCAGGCCUGCUGUUCAGAAUAUUUUGAAUAACCAUGGUGAUCUACACAGUGAAGACAUACACAGGCAAUUGGGCCUUUGCUGGCACAAUGAGCUACAUAUCCAUUCAACUUCAAGGUGUCAAGGGCGAGAGUCAUGAAAUAUGUCUAGAUGGGAGUCUUUUCUCUGCGGGCUGUUAUCAAGGAUUAGAGCAUACGUUUGAGGUACAGUUGCCAGAGGCCGUGGGGGAGCUCAUACUUGUCAAACUCCACUCCAAGCCAUUUUUGCAUGUUAACAACCAGUGGUUUUGCGAUAAGAUUGUGAUUACAACACCUGAAGGUGAUGAGAUUGUGUUCCCUUGCUACAGUUGGCUGGCCUGUAAUGAGAGCCUUGUUCUAAGACCUGCCAAAGCUUUGUUUGUGUUCCAGGAGACCAACAAAGUGGCCAAUGAACAAAGGAGGAAGCAGCUAGAACAUCGACAGGAUACAUACAGGUGGCAUGUGUACGAUGAGGACAUGCCCCGCAUUACCAAGUUUGAUUCUCCCUUUGCUCUGCCCGCUGAACUCCAGUUCUCGUUCACAAAGGAAAUUGAGAUUCUCUUCACCGGAGGAAAGCAGUUAGCUCUUCUGCAGCUAAAUGGAUUAGCUCGUUGCAGAGAUUCAUGGAAAAGCAUCAAAGAACUGGAUGACCUCAUUUGCGGAAUCAGAAACGAAACCUUGGAAUAUGUUAGGAAGAACUGGGAUAAGGACGAGUUCUUUGGCUACCAGUUCCUGAAUGGCCUCAACCCCAUGAUGAUCCAGCGCUGCUCAAAGCUGCCCGAUAACUUUCCUGUCACACAGGAGAUGGUCAACGGCUUUCUUGGAAAAAGCACCUUGGAGUCUGAAAUACAAAAAGGGAACAUCUUCCUGUGCGACUACAAGAUGCUGGAUGGAGUCACAGGAAACGUGGUCAAGGGCGUGCAGCAGUUCCUCACCGCUCCCCUGGUGCUGCUCCACCUGAACCACCAUGGCCUGAUGCUGCCCAUCGCCAUACAGCUAGGGCAAAAGGCUGGACCUGAGAACCCCAUCUUCCUGCCCAUUGACUCCAAGCAUGACUGGCUGCUGGCGAAGGUCUGUGUACGGGCCGCGGAGUACUGUGCACAAGAGGUCGACUUCCACCUGCUGAGAACUCACGUCCUGGCUGAAGUGUUCACCAUGGCAACAUUGCGGAACCUCCCCUCCGUACACCCCCUUUACAAGCUCCUCAUUCCCCAUACUCGUUACACACUCCACAUCAAUAUUAUGGCACGAAAUCUGCUGAUUACCGAGGAGGGAGUCUUUGCCAGGUUGCUGCGGCGUGCCACCUCCUCCCUGACCUACAGCUCCCUCUGUCUGCCUGAGAACAUCUCUGAGAGAGGCCUGGAGGACGUUCCCAACUACUACUACAGAGAUGACGGCAGAGAACUGUGGAACAUCAUCUACAAGUAUGUUGAAGGAGUCGUGCAACAUUACUACACAUCUGAUGAGCAUGUGCAGAAGGAUACAGAACUGCAGAGCUGGAUCAGAGAGAUUUUCACCAACGGAUUCCUGGGAAGGAGCAGCACAGGAAUACCUGAGUCUUUUCAAAGAGUGGACGAUCUCCUCAAAUUUGUUACCAUGGUGAUCUUCACUUCAUCAGCCCAACAUUCUGCUCUCAACAAUGGACAGUUUGACUAUGGCGGCUGGAUGCCCAACUACCCCACUGCCCUCAGAAAGCCUCCUCCUAAGGAGAAAGGCCAGACCACGAUGAACACCAUCCUGGAGACCUUACCUAAUGUGAGCACAACGGUGAAUAGCAUGGCCAUCCUGAAAGUGCUCAGCGUAAAUUCAACAGACCAUUACCCUCUUGGAUGUUUCCCAGAAGAACUGUUUGAUGAGGAAGUUCCUUGCCGUUGCAUCAAGGAUUUUCAGGAGCAGCUGAAGUUGUUGUCUGAUCGAAUUGAGGAGCGCAACAAGACGCUGAAGCAUCCCUACACCUAUCUAAACCCCAAAAAUGUGGACAACAGCGUGUCCCUUUAAAAGGAUACAAAAGUUCUUCUUUAGUUUAGUCUUUUCUAUAAAUAAUCUUGGCAAUGAAAACAAA
Molecule: messenger RNA, 2174 nt
Organism: Sardina pilchardus (European sardine)
Lineage: Eukaryota; Metazoa; Chordata; Actinopteri; Clupeiformes; Clupeidae
Product: arachidonate 12-lipoxygenase, 12R-type-like
Exons: 15
Coding region: 131-2110 (659 amino acids)
Biological process (GO): lipid oxidation; linoleic acid metabolic process; lipoxygenase pathway
Molecular function (GO): protein binding; iron ion binding; oxidoreductase activity, acting on single donors with incorporation of molecular oxygen, incorporation of two atoms of oxygen
Source: RefSeq, a predicted model, not a curated record